Symbiodinium sp. CCMP2592 is the source of this 2127-nucleotide messenger RNA. Lineage: Eukaryota; Dinophyceae; Suessiales; Symbiodiniaceae. The record is from the annotation of a GenBank genome assembly.
AUGCUGCGUGUUCGUUCAGUGUCUGGGGACGUUCUUGUCACGAUCGAGCUGGCGAGCUUCCUGAACACGCUUGCUGCAGAGAGCCAUCCCGUCCGGGCACUGAAGCAACACUUGUGCAAGUUCUGCGGGCAGCCAAGAUUCAGGCAGCGGCUGGUAGUGUUGGAAGAUGGCAUCGCAUUGAAUGACAAUGACGAGCACAUCUUGAAAGCAGGCGAUGUCCAGCUCGUGCUUUUGAAAUUGAGUUUAGCAUCCGUUGUGCAGACAGAAGAGCUUCGGCGUGCUGCGGAAAGAGGUCUGAUAUCGGUCGUGGAGACGAUUCUGCAACAGCCACAAGACCCAGAUUUGGGCGAUCCAGCCCCAUUGCUCAUCGCAUCCCAGCACGGCCACUUGGAGGUGGCAUGCCUGUUGCUGGAGGCCCGGGCUGACAAGGACAAGGCGAAUAAUAUUGGCGCCAGCCCCUUGGUCAUUGCUGCUGCGAAUGGGCAUUUGGAGGUUGCACGUUGUUUGCUGGAGGCCAGCGCAGACAAGGAGAAGGCUACGGAUGUUGGCGCCACCCCAUUGUUCAUGGCGGCUCAAAAUGGGCAUUUGGAGGUUGCACUCCUGCUGCUGGACGCCAACGCAGACAAGGACAAGGCCAUGAAUAGUGGCGCCACUCCGUUGUUCAUGGCAGCUCAGAAGGGAGAAUUACAGGUUGCACGUUGUUUGCUGGCGGCCAAAGCCGACAAGGACAAAGCCACGGCUCGUGGCGCUACCCCUUUGUUCAUCGCAGCUCAAAAGGGAGAAUUACCGGUUGCACGUUGUUUGCUGGAGGUCAACGCAGACAAGGACAAGGCCAGGAAUGAUGGCGCCACUCCGUUGUUCAUGGCAGCUCAGAAUGCCCAAUUGGAGGUUGCACGUUGCUUGCUGGAGGCCAACGCAGACAAGGAGAAGGCCAUGAAUAGUGGCGCCACCCCUUUGUUCGUGGCGGCUCAGAAGGGAGAAUUACAGGUUGCACGUUGUUUGCUGGCGGCCAAAGCCGACAAGGACAAAGCCACGGCUAGUGGCGCUACCCCUUUGUUCAUCGCAGCUCAGAAGGGAGAAUUACCGGUUGCACGUUGUUUGCUGGAGGUCAACGCAGACAAGGACAAGGCCGUGAAUGAUGGCGCCACCCCUUUGUUCGUGGCGGCUCAGAAUGCCCAAUUGGAGGUUGCACGCUUUUUGCUGGAGGCCAAUGCAGACAAGGACAAGGCCAUGAACAGUGGCGCCACCCCUUUGUUCGUGGCGGCUCAGAAGGGCGAAUUACAGGUUGCACGUUGUUUGCUGGCGGCCAAAGCCGACAAGGACAAAGCCACGGCUAGUGGCGCUACCCCUUUGUUCAUCGCAGCUCAGAAGGGACAAUUACCGGUUGCACGUUGUUUGCUGGAGGUCAACGCAGACAAGGACAAGGCCGUGAAUGAUGGCGCCACCCCUUUGUUCGUGGCGGCUCAGAAUGCCCAAUUGGAGGUUGCACGCCUUUUGCUGGAGGCCAAUGCAGACAAGGACAAGGCCAUGAAUGAUGGUGCCACCCCUUUGUUCGUGGCGGCUCAGAAUGCACAGUUGGAGGUUGCACGCCUUUUAUUAGAGGCCAACGCAGACAAGGACAAGGCCAGGAAUGAUGGCGCCACUCCGUUGUUCAUGGCAGCUCAGAAGGGAGAAUUACAGGUUGCACGUUGUUUGCUGGCGGCCAAAGCCGACAAGGACAAAGCCGCGGCUAGCGGCGCUACCCCUUUGUUCAUCGCAGCUCAGAAGGGACAAUUACAGGUUGCACAUUGUUUGCUGGAGGCCAGGGCAGACAAGGACAAGGCCAUGUACCACGGCGCCACCACCGGGGCGUGUGGAAGUCGCACGCCUUUUCUUGGAGUCCAAGGCGGGCAAGAACAAUGUAACAAACAAAGGCGAAACCCCCUUGUUCGUUGCCACCCAGGAAGGACACUUGGAGGUUGCGCAAGUGUUGCGAUGUUGCUCACCUCUUGCUGGAUGCUAGUGCGCAAAGGGCAAAGCCAUAAUCAAUUCCCCCGCCGGGGCCCACUGGGUGCAAUGCACAGGCAAAGCCUUUGGAGGGUGUGCACAGAUGGCAGCAGGCCGACAUGGACCGACCUCUCACCCUAA